GCCCCCAAUGGACGCUAAAGUAUGGUAGGCACAUGAAUUUAGUACAGCACAUUUGAACAGGAUUCUACUAGUCAUAUGGGGGAGUUGGGGGGUCCCAGUGGUAUUUAUUGAUGUUUGUGUAGGGAUAUACAACAUUGCUAAUGUACAAAUGGAUCAUCUUGUUUGCUUGGCCAAGCCUAGUACUAUGAUACAAUUCAAAAUCAAAUUGUAUUUUAAGCAUGAUGGGAGACAAAAUUGUUGAGCUCUGUGCAAAUUAUUGAAGGGUUGUUUGAAAAAUCAUACAUAUAAUGGAAAUUUUAAGUAGCAAGUACUAUAAAAUAACAUACUGGCACUGAAGCCUAGUAGGUUACUACAUGUGGGUUACCAAAAAUAGUGCAUGGCAAACAAGUUGAGCACAUCUCCUCCUUCCUACUGGUAUUUCAAAAUCUGUUAUUCUUACUACUAGUAUGAGCAAAAGACUACUGAUAACAUAACAAUUACAUACAGUAAUGAUGAGACAAACAAAGUUUUAAUUUGAAGUUCUGAAUAUUGAUUCAAAGUCAUGAAAUUCUUCUUGUACAAGGUGUACUGCAUUCCAUUGUGAUGUACAUGCUCAGCCAAGAGGAAGAGGAACAAGCAAAAAAACAGCAGUUGUAAAUUGCUUUCUACAAGUGGCUUCAGAGUGAGUUAUAAAUGUGAGUGCAGUGAGAAAAUUCAUAAAUUGGAGACUGCUGAUUUGUGGUGUUUCAUAUUUCCUCUCUUGGUGCACUCAACAUGCAUCUAGUAGUACUAGUACUAGUACUAGUAGUAGUUGUUGUUGUUUACUGCUCAUGAAAGUACUUAAUUUGUAUGGACUCCAUUCAAUCACGAAUAUCACUAAAGGAAUCAUAACCACAAGCUUCUCUUCCCGGUCAACGAAACGAAAAAUAAAAUGAUGUCAGUAUGAACUAGUACCAGUUGUACCGUACCGUACGCUCUCUUUUUCGAACUAGGCUAGUACCUAGGACGUAUUCGUACCAGUACUACUCGUUCCACUCGAACCAACAGAUAAUUUGGUACGAGUUAGUACAGGUACUUUUCCGUAACUAAAAAAGAGCGAAAUACAACUAGUUUGAAGACGAAACACUUCGCUUUCAAUCGAUCUUCACAUCACGCCACAUCGUGUCGUCAAUCUUUUGACGUCUUCAAUCUUCUCUAGCGCCUUGAUUUAUUUUCAUGCUGGGAUAGAAACGAAGCAGUGUCCUUGCCAUCGAAUACAGUUGCGUCGAUAACGAGACAUACCAGUAGAGACAAGUGAUUUCAGUCAAAGAAACCGCCGAAGUUAAUCUUACCAAAUUUCUGCUCCAUCUUAACAUGUCGACCGACGACAAAAAUAUUGAACAGGAUGGCAUCUCAGCGAACGAAAGCAAGGCGCUUGAUCUAAAAAACCAGGGCAAUGACCAACUGAAAAUAGGGCACUUUCUGCAGGCCAUUGGCUUUUAUACAGAGGCGUUGGAGUAUAGCCCAACCAACGCUAUCAUUUUGUCGAAUCGAGCUCAGGCCUACAUCAAGGUGGAAAACUAUGGACUGGCCAUGGCCGAUGCCAGCGCUGCACUAGAAUCAGAUCCAAACUAUGCUAAAGCAUACUAUCGGAGAGGUUCGUCACAGUUUGCCCUUGGUCAUUUGAAAGAUGCCAAAAAAGACUUUCGCACCGUAUGUGUGUUGAAUCCGAAGUCUAAGGACGCCCGUGCGAAGCUUAAAGCCUGCGAAAAGGCUAUUCGAGAAGAAGCCUUUCGGAAAGCUAUCGAAAGCGAGAUGACAGUGCCAUUAUCUGAUAGUUAUGAUCCAAAUUCGAUCGUCAUCAGUCCUGAUGCGUACGAUGGACCAAACCCUGUUGUGUCGGGUGUUACCGACGAUAUGGAGCUAGAAGCUUCGUUAUUUAUACCAGGGAAGCUUCCGAGAGAAUUCGUCUUGGUGAGUAAAUCUUUCGAGUUGGUGUUCGUUUGAGACGGGCUAUGAAACCCGAGCGAUCUGAAUAUAUGCCUGCUUCAUGCUACGGACUGAUCUUUUGAUUUUGAUCGAAUCCAUUCGAUCUCCUUUCUUUUCGACCCUCCCUGAUUCUUUCUCGUUGACUCGCUUGAUCAAUAAUUAUGUCCUUUAACAAUAUGUAAUGUUGCUACCUAGGCUGCAAUGGAGCACUUCAAAAAUCAAAAGCUCAUUCACAAGCGAUACGUGGCUCGCCUUUUGCUGAGUUGCAAAAAGUACUUUGAAUCUGUGAGUUCCCUCACUGAGAUCGAAGUUCCAACUGAACCACCGGAACACGACCCUACCACAGCACCUCGAGUAACAGUUUGUGGUGACACGCAUGGUCAAUAUUACGACGUACUGAAUAUUUUCGAGGAUAAGAAUGGCUAUCCCGCUGCUACGAAUCCAUACGUGUUCAAUGGGGACUUUGUCGAUCGUGGAUCCUUUUCGGUAGAAGUCAUACUUACCUAUCUUUUGUGGAAGAUUCAUGAUCCUGGUUGCAUUUACUUGACACGAGGAAACCACGAAACAAAAAACAUGAACAAAAUUUAUGGCUUCGAGGGGGAAGUUAAGGCCAAAUACGAUGAUAAGAUUUUUGAUCUCUUUUUGGAAGUCUUUUCCUUUUUGCCACUAGCCACUGUUAUCGGCAAGAAAGUCUUUAUCGCGCACGGUGGAAUAUCUACGGACGAAAAAUUUAUGCUAGAUGACAUCCGAAAGAUCAAAAGGGGUUGUGAGCCGCCCGAGACUAGUCUCAUGAGCGAUUUGCUCUGGUCUGACCCCCAACCGUUUCCCGGAAAGAGUCCGUCGAAACGCGGUGUUGGCUUUGCGUUUGGCCCAGAUAUUACAAGUAAUUUCCUUGAGCGGAACAACCUCUCCCUUUUGGUUCKCUCCCACGAGGUCAAAGAGGAAGGAUACCUGUUGGAACAUGGUGGGAAGACAAUAACUGUGUUUUCAGCUCCAAACUACUGCGAUACCAUGGGCAACAAGGGAGCUUUCAUCCAUUUUGACAAGACUCUGCAACCCAAAUUCACUCAAUUUGAAUCUGUUCCUCAUCCCGAUGUAAAGCCAAUGGCAUACUCGGCAGGAAUGAGUGGUAUGCUUGGACUAUAGUGAUAUUGGUAGAAAGUUUUUGAUUUGGUUUCAAGAAACCUUCUGCUUUACAAAAAUUCAGCUCUAUCUGAAAUAGACAGGAAUAAUCAUU
This is a messenger RNA of Pseudo-nitzschia multistriata, 3184 nucleotides long. Lineage: Eukaryota; Bacillariophyta; Bacillariophyceae; Bacillariales; Bacillariaceae. The record is from the annotation of a GenBank genome assembly.